UAGAGGAGCGUUGUUGCCUGAGGCGUCGCAGACCGAGCCUUUUCCUCUCCCGCAUGAAGAUACGAGCGAAAAGCAGGAAUCGUUCAUGGAAAUAAAAUAGUCCCGGCUCGUUUUUUCUUUUUUGUUUUGUUUUUAUUUGUUUUGUGAUCGCAAGACAGACACUGGAGCUUAAAAAUGGCUGAAAUUACCAAUUUGAAUUUGAGCAACCUACCGACCUAUGACGUCUCUCCAGUCCUGGCUGGCUUCCUGGGCGCGGGCGUGCUGGUCGUCUCGGUGACGGUUGCCGUGUUCCUGUGGACAUGUUGCCAGCGCCGCUACCGGCGCAUGACGGGGGCGUACAAGCUGAGCGGGCCCUACGACCCCCCCGUGGACCCCCCCUACAAGUUCAUCCACAUGCUCAAGGGCAUCAGCAUCUACCCAGAAUCCCUCAGCUCCAGCAAGAAGAUCGUGCGCGUGGGCCGUCGUCACGGUAGCAACAACAACAACACUGGCCCCUCCCCCUCCUCCACGUCCUCUUCCUCUUCCUCCUCGGCCGCGUCGUCUCUGACAUCGUCACUGCGCGACUGGCGAUACGGUUUCGGGGGCGGGGAGUGUGGCCGCGGCUGCCAUGGCGAUGCGGAGGGUGGCUUCGGUGGGCAUCUGCAGAUGAACCCGCUGGUGGUGCCCCCGUGUGGCGUGCCCAGGCUGGAGCGGGCGCUGCCCAUCCGAGCAGACUACUGCUGCCUGGAGGGUUCCGGAAACGGAACGCACGGAGGAGAGGGGACAGGCAUCAAGACAGCCACACCCCACGGCAUAGGCCACACCUCCCCCGCCUCGCUGGGCACGCUCAGUCUGACGGUCGACUACAACUUCCCCAAGAAGGCCCUGGUGGUGAGUGUGGUGAGUUGCCGUGGGCUGCCGGCGGUGGAUGAGUCCACCGCGACCUCCGACCCCUACGUGAAGCUGACCAUCCUGCCAGAGAAGAAGCACCGCGUGAAGACCCGUGUGUUGCGCCGCACGCUCGAACCCGUGUUCGACGAGACCUUCACCUUCUAUGGCGUGGCCUACAGCACGCUGCCCGAGCUCACGCUGCACUUCCUAGUGCUCAGCUUUGACCGCUUCGCCCGCGACGACAUCAUCGGCGAGGCUGCCGUGCCAUUGGCCGGGAUCGACCCCAGCACAGGCCGUGUGCACAUCAACCAGCCCAUCACCAAGAGGAACGUGCAGUGUGAUACCCGUGGUGAGCUACUGGUCUCCCUGUCCUACCAUCCGGCCACCCAGAGGCUCAACGUGGUGGUGCUGAAGGCCAAACACCUCCCAAAGAUGGACAUCAGCAGCCUGCCUGGCAACCCGUACGUGAAGGUGAACGUGUUCUACGGCCGCAAGCGCAUCGCCAAGAAGAAGACGCACGUGAAGCGCAGCACGGCCAACCCGGUCUUCAACGAGUCCUUCAUCUACGACCUGCCGGCCGAGCUGCUGCCCGACCUGUCGGUGGAGUUUCUGCUGAUGGACUUCGAGCGAUCCACCAAGAGCCAGCAGGUGGGCCGCGUGGUGCUGGGCGGCCAGAGCCCCGCUCCCAACGGCGUCACACACUGGCGGGAGGUCUGCGACAACCCCCGCCGGCAGAUCGCCAAGUGGCACAACCUGGAGGAGUUUUAGGAGGAGGAGGAGGAGACACGGAGAGAGGGAUAUGGAGAAGAGGAGAGGAGGUAGGGAUGAAUAGUGGGUGGUGCGUGGUGGUGGGUGGUGAGAGGAUUUAGGAUGGCUGGAUGGAUGAAUGGAUGGAC
Molecule: messenger RNA, 1766 nt
Organism: Engraulis encrasicolus (European anchovy)
Lineage: Eukaryota; Metazoa; Chordata; Actinopteri; Clupeiformes; Engraulidae
Gene: syt11a
Product: synaptotagmin XIa
Exons: 5
Coding region: 175-1638 (487 amino acids)
Biological process (GO): cellular response to calcium ion; regulation of dopamine secretion; regulation of calcium ion-dependent exocytosis
Cellular component (GO): exocytic vesicle; synapse; axon
Molecular function (GO): calcium ion binding; calcium-dependent phospholipid binding; clathrin binding
Source: RefSeq, a predicted model, not a curated record